GCAACUGCCUCGCCUGACUCUGUCGUCCCUGGUGCCAAAAGCCUUGCUUGCCAAAUGGGAACUUGAAGAGGACGACAAUGAGUCUGUCCUGCCGAGCGAGUCCGUCAAGACAAUGGUCGAGAACGAAGAUUUUGUAGGAUGCAAAGCUGUGCACAAUUGCGCCAAUCGUCUGCGGCGCUCAGAGCGGGAGUUUGCAGCCGAGCGCAUCCAUCUCGCUGCAGAUCUCGUCAGCAUCCCCGUAGUCAAUCCAGACGACCGCCUUCGUGACAAAAAGCAGGCAAGCGGCAAGCGCACGUCAGCCUUCACCUUUGCUGCUGUUUCAAUCGAAAGUGGACGCGUCGCGGGUGUACGCACGCGCUAG
Molecule: messenger RNA, 361 nt
Organism: Symbiodinium pilosum
Lineage: Eukaryota; Dinophyceae; Suessiales; Symbiodiniaceae
Source: the annotation of a GenBank genome assembly